AUGAAGGUUUACGCCGUCAAAAGGCAAAUAUCCACUUUCUGUACGGCCCUGGCACUGUACGGACCAAAUCACCGAACAGGCCCUAAUUUUGGAUUGAACGAGCCUCACGGCUCUGUAAGGGAUCUUUACUUAAGGAUUAAGGGCAAAAUUGAACAAUCUUAUGGCUAG
This is a messenger RNA of Histoplasma mississippiense, 168 nucleotides long. RefSeq lists its product with no specific name. Lineage: Eukaryota; Fungi; Ascomycota; Eurotiomycetes; Onygenales; Ajellomycetaceae. The coding region runs from base 1 to 168 and encodes 55 amino acids. The transcript is spliced from 3 exons. The record is from RefSeq and is a predicted model, not a curated record.